Molecule: messenger RNA, 483 nt
Organism: Penicillium chermesinum
Lineage: Eukaryota; Fungi; Ascomycota; Eurotiomycetes; Eurotiales; Aspergillaceae
Exons: 3
Coding region: 1-483 (160 amino acids)
Source: RefSeq, a predicted model, not a curated record
AUGGCCGCCCAGAUUAUAUCCUCUGAGAAAAAUGAGUGUACUAUAACGCGGCUUUGGUGGACGGCACCGGAGACGCCAGGGCCUGCGCAGGCUGCCGGUGGAACGGCCAAUAUAAGCGCUGCAGCAUCUGGAAGGCUGCACAAGGGCCCUGUCUUCAAUCAGGCCCGGCAACGGUAUCGUAUCCUUGGGAGACCCGAGGUUGAGGAGUUGGCAACCGAGCUUACCCAAAUCACGGCGAGAGCGAAGGGGGGCAAUAACCUGCCGACGAAGGCUAUGGGGGACUUGACCUUGAAAGAGGUCGAGUCGAUCUUCAAGAUCACCCAGGUUACCCCACGGAACCGAAAGGCGGGAGAUUUCUUCGACAUCCUACCAUUCGAUACUACUACGCUGGGUAACAAGGAAGCAUUUCCUGAAUUCAUGCGAUACCUUUCCCGAGCAAUGCGCUACCAGCGCAUCUGCCAAGAGUCAGGCUGCACUGCCUAG